AUGAUCCACAAAAGCGGGCACAUAUCGAUCAGCAAACAGCGAGGAGUAGCCAGGUGUCCCCCGCGCAAACACUUCACCCUCCGCGGGCCCACUCGCGCGCCGCCCCGGGCUCUACAUCAAAAUGACGACGGAAAUCCCAUAUUGCCUACAUCGGGGACGGAAGCACGAUUUUAUAAGUUAAGGGAUUUGUGUCAAUAUUGUACUAGGAUACGACGGACCCAUCGCGAGUUACAAUUCUUCGGUUACAUCCGCGCGCAUCCUCUAGCCUGGCGACGCAAUUCAAAACUUUAUUAA
Arctia plantaginis is the source of this 294-nucleotide messenger RNA. The record is from the annotation of a GenBank genome assembly. NCBI's taxonomy places the organism in Eukaryota, Metazoa, Arthropoda, Insecta, Lepidoptera, Erebidae.